Molecule: messenger RNA, 1931 nt
Organism: Globicephala melas (long-finned pilot whale)
Lineage: Eukaryota; Metazoa; Chordata; Mammalia; Artiodactyla; Delphinidae
Gene: NT5DC2
Product: 5'-nucleotidase domain containing 2
Molecular function (GO): 5'-nucleotidase activity
Source: RefSeq, a predicted model, not a curated record
AGCGGGCAUGGCGGGUGUGGGGCUGCGGGCGGCCGCUCGGCGCUGCCUGCCGCGCCGAGACCACGGCGGGCCGCGAGCCGCCUCGUCCUCGCCCUCCUGUCCUGGUUGCGGCCCUCCGGGUCCCGGCGCCCACUGCCCCGGCGCCCCGCGCUCGGCGCCCGCCGGCGGCGCCGAGCCCAGCGCACACCUGUGGGCUCGAUACCAGGACAUGCGGAGACUGGUGCACGACCUCCUGCCUCCUGAGGUCUGCAGUCUCCUGAACCCAGCGGCCAUCUAUGCCAACAACGAGAUCAGCCUGCGUGAUGUCGAGGUCUACGGCUUCGACUAUGACUACACCCUGGCCCAGUAUGCGGACACGCUGCACCCAGAGAUCUUCACUGCCGCCCGUGACAUCCUGAUUGAGCACUACAAGUACCCGGAGGGGAUUCGAAAGUAUGACUACAACCCCAGCUUUGCCAUCCGUGGCCUCCACUAUGAUAUUCAGAAGAGUCUUCUGAUGAAGAUUGACGCCUUCCAUUAUGUGCAACUGGGGACAGCCUACAGGGGCCUUCAGCCUGUACCAGACGAAGAGGUGAUCGACCUAUAUGGGGGCACCCAGCACAUCCCACUGUACCAGAUGAGUGGCUUCUAUGGCAAGGGUCCUUCCAUCAAGCAGUUCAUGGACAUCUUCUCGCUGCCAGAGAUGGCACUGCUCUCCUGCGUGGUGGACCACUUCCUGGGCCAUGGCCUGGAGUUUGACCAAGCACACCUCUAUAAGGAUGUGACGGACGCCAUUCGAGAUGUGCACGUGAAGGGCCUUAUGUACCAGUGGAUCGAGCGGGACAUGGAGAAGUACAUCCUGCGAGGGGAUGAGACAUUCGCCGUCCUGAGCCGCCUGGUGGCGCACGGGAAACAGCUGUUCCUCAUCACCAACAGUCCUUUCAGCUUCGUGGACAAGGGGAUGCGGCACAUGGUGGGUGCCGACUGGCGCCAACUCUUCGACGUGGUCAUCGUCCAGGCAGACAAGCCCAGCUUCUUCACCGACCGGCGCAAGUAUGGGCCUGGCAGGGGCGAUGGGCCCAGGGAGCGGGGACUGGCCUCUGCUUGCCGCCCUGUGUGCCUGGGGUGGGGGCACCCCCUUGCUGAUGGGCAGGCCUUUCAACCCACCCUAGGCCUUUCAGAAAACUUGAUGAGAAGGGCUCACUGCAUUGGGACCGUAUCACCCGCCUGGAAAAGGGCAAGAUCUAUCGUCAGGAAGUGGCUCCCAGGGCCUGGCCCAAUUGCUUGGCCUCUCUGUGCUGUGCUUUCCUCGUCUGUAAAAGAGGGAAACCUGUUUGACUUCCUGCGUCUGACGGAAUGGCGAGGCCCCCGUGUGCUCUACUUCGGAGACCACCUCUACAGUGACCUGGCGGAUCUCAUGCUGCGUCACGGCUGGCGCACAGGUGCCAUUAUCCCUGAGCUGGAGCGAGAGAUCCGCAUCAUCAACACGGAGCAGUACAUGCACUCGCUGACGUGGCAGCAGGCGCUCACGGGGCUACUGGAGCGUAUGCAGACCUACCAGGAUGCCGAGUCUCGGCAGGUGCUGGCCGCCUGGAUGAAGGAGCGGCAGGAGCUGAGGUGCAUCACCAAGGCCCUGUUCAAUGCGCAGUUCGGGAGCAUCUUUCGCACCUUCCACAACCCCACCUACUUCUCGCGGCGCCUGGUGCGCUUCUCCGACCUCUACAUGGCCUCCCUCAGCUGUCUGCUCAACUACCGCGUGGACUUCACCUUCUACCCGCGCCGCACGCCCCUGCAGCACGAGGCACCGCUCUGGAUGGAUCAGCUCUGCACUGGAUGCAUGAAGACACCCUUCCUUGGCGAUAUGGCCCACAUCCGCUGAGGGUACCUUUAUUGUGUGGACCAGGCCCAGCCCCUGCUGUCCCCACCCACUCUGGGCAAUAAAAGCCGCCUCC